Molecule: messenger RNA, 804 nt
Organism: Phlebotomus argentipes
Lineage: Eukaryota; Metazoa; Arthropoda; Insecta; Diptera; Psychodidae
Product: odorant receptor 33c-like
Exons: 3
Coding region: 1-804 (267 amino acids)
Biological process (GO): detection of chemical stimulus involved in sensory perception of smell; sensory perception of smell
Cellular component (GO): plasma membrane
Molecular function (GO): odorant binding; olfactory receptor activity
Source: RefSeq, a predicted model, not a curated record
AUGGCACAAACUCUGGUUUUCUGUUUGUUUGGUGAAUUUAUCAAGAUCAAAACUGAUCAGCUAUCGAUAAAUCUGUACUUGAGCAAUUGGUAUGAGUUGAACUUGAAGACGCAGAAGACAUUCCUGCUAAUCCUCAGGAUGACCCAAAGGCGAUAUGGUUUGAGAGCAGCAGGAAUUAUUCAUCUAAUGGCCGAAUUGAGCAUCUUAGACGAAUAUAACAAAUUAUCCGUUGAUAAAAUCAAAACUAAAUCAGAAUUUUUCAAAACAAUUAUAGAGAAACACUGCAAAGUUAUAAAACACAUCAAUAUCUACAACGAGGCUCUCAAUGAAAUGUCAUUGAUUCAAUUCUUCAGCAGCACAUGUAUUUUGCUGUUCAUGUUCGUGUACGCAAGAAAGGAAAACGACAAAAUCGCAACAUACAUUAUGCUUCCUUGCGUUCUUGUGCAAAUUUUUGCUCUUUGCUUUUUUGGGGAGCUCAUGAAGGUGAAAAUGGAUAAACUGUCAAUUAACUUGUAUCAAACGAAUUGGUAUGAACUGAGCCUUAAGGAACAGAAAGUAUUUCUUCUCAUCCUCGCAAUGAUGCAAAGACAGUAUGGAUUGAAGGCGGCAGGAAUCGUGUCCAUGUGUGCAACUUCCCACAAUCCACUUUAUUGCUCUUCCUGGCCGCGUUGGAGCGGAAGGGCGCUCAGUAAGACGGAAACCUACAUCACUUUUACAUCAAUUGUUCCAAAGUCUAUUCGGAUUACGGAACAGAUUUCCACACUCGCGCCGUCCAAGCAUUCUGGCAAAGCUGCUUCACAGUGA